Messenger RNA from Papaver somniferum (opium poppy), 513 nucleotides. Its product is annotated as protein ELC-like. The transcript has a single exon. The coding region runs from base 1 to 513 and encodes 170 amino acids. Gene Ontology annotation, cellular component: ESCRT I complex. The record is from RefSeq and is a predicted model, not a curated record. Gene Ontology annotation, molecular function: ubiquitin binding. Gene Ontology annotation, biological process: endosome to lysosome transport. NCBI's taxonomy places the organism in Eukaryota, Viridiplantae, Streptophyta, Magnoliopsida, Ranunculales, Papaveraceae.
AUGGAGGCACUCAACUUUCUCUAUAUUGCUCUUCACCGCGACAUCAUAGCGUCAACUGAAAAGGCGAAUGAUGAUAUUGAUUCUCUGUCUAGCUUGCAGGCUGAGCUUGUUCGCCGAGAGGAGAUUCUGAACAUUGAGUUGGGAGAAUCUAGAUACGAAAGAUUGUGCUUGAUGGAAACGGUGCGAGAUUUGGCUUUUGAAGCAGAUGUACUAAUGAAUUGGUUGAGAGUUAACGAUCAUAGAAAUUCUCAAAACAAUAUAGCCAACGAUAGUAUUGAAGACGCAUUUGAAGCUGCUGACGAGGAGUCCAAUCAAAUCCUAAAUCUCUCAUCUGAAGACAAAGCCAUUGGAGAUCUGUUAUAUGUGCUAGAAACCGCACUGCAACAAGGAGUAGUACCCUUUGACAAGUAUCUAAAGCACGUUAGAACCCUGUCAAGGGAGCAAUUCUUUCUUAGAGCUAAGAUAGUGAAACUAAGAGGCUCAGACAUGCUUUAUCAGUUAGAUGAGCCUUAA